Carica papaya (papaya) is the source of this 1676-nucleotide messenger RNA. Its product is annotated as amino acid permease 3-like. Lineage: Eukaryota; Viridiplantae; Streptophyta; Magnoliopsida; Brassicales; Caricaceae. The record is from RefSeq and is a predicted model, not a curated record.
AUAUGUAUGUGUACAUAUAUAUAUAUAUCUCUGCACCUUAGUUUUAUAACCAUCUUCCUCCUAUAAAAGCUUCCCUCUCCAAAUUUCUCUCACCAUAUUCCAAAAGUUACGAGCAUGUUGCAGAGAAGUAGAACUCUUCCAUGCAGAACCCAUCAUGGAGCGGAAGAAGAAAGGCAGUACUUUCAGGUGGAAGUCCAAACAAAAUCCAACGAGAGUGAAGCCAUAAACUCUCAACCUAGUCACUCCAAAAUCUUUGACGAUGAUGAAGGGUUGAAGAGAACAGGCACAUUUUGGACUGCAACAGCGCAUAUCAUAACAGCGGUUAUAGGGUCAGGAGUAUUAUCCCUGGCAUGGGCGAUAGGGCAGCUUGGUUGGGUUGCAGGACCAACUGUUCUGAUCCUUUUUUCUCUCGUCAAUUUCUACACUUCAACUCUUCUAACAACCUGUUAUAGGUCAGGUGACCCUCUCACAGGACAGAGGAACUGUACUUACACUCAUGCUGUCAAAGCUUAUUUGGGAGGGAAGAAGGUAUUCUUAUGUGGGUUAAUUCAACACAUAAAUUUGUUUGGUGUGGCAAUUGGAUAUACCAUAGCAGCAUCAGUAAGCAUGAUGGCGAUCAAGAGAUCGAAUUGUUUCCAUAAGAGUAAUGGAAAAGAUACAUGCCACAUGUCAAGUAACGGAUACAUGAUAACGUUCGGAAUUGCAGAGGUGAUAUUUUCUCAGAUUCCAGACUUUGACAGAAUAUGGUGGCUCUCCAUAGUCGCUGCUGUUAUGUCUUUCACAUACUCUUCUGUUGGUCUUGUACUCGGAAUUGGCAAGGUUGUAGAGAAUGGAGGAUUCAAAGGAAGCUUGACAGGUAUUAGCAUAGGUACAAUGACAAAUUCUGGGAGUAUUGUUACCCCUACAGAGAAGCUAUGGAGAAGUUUGCAAGCACUAGGCGCAAUGGCCUUUGCAUAUUCUUAUUCGAUCAUCCUUCUCGAAAUCCAGGAUACUAUAAAAUCUCCUCCUGCAGAGCACAAGACAAUGAAUAAGGCAACCUUAUUUAGCAUUACUGUAACUACAAUAUUCUACUUGUUCUGUGGAUGUAUGGGAUAUGCAGCUUUUGGUGAUCUUGCCCCCGGAAAUAUUCUAACUGGGUUCGGAUUUUAUAAUCCAUACUGGCUGCUAGACAUUGCCAAUCUCGCCAUUGUUGUCCACCUUGUUGGUGCUUAUCAGGUAUUUUGCCAACCUUUGUUUGCAUUUGUGGAGAAGUGGAGUGCCCAGAAAUGGCCAAGGAGUGAGUUUGUGACAGCUGAAAUCAACAUAAAGCUUCCGGUUUACGGUGUCUACCAACUCAACUUCUUUCGAUUAGUGUGGAGAACCAUCUUUGUUAUUAUCACAACUCUCAUAGCCAUGCUCCUGCCGUUCUUCAACGAUGUUGUGGGGAUACUGGGAGCAAUCGGAUUCUGGCCAUUGACGGUGUUCUUUCCAGUAGAGAUGUACAUUUCUCAGAAGAAGAUUGGAAGAGGAACAAGCCGGUGGAUUGCACUGAAACUUCUGAGUCUGGCUUGUUUUUUGGUCAGCGUGGCUGCUGCUGUUGGUUCUAUCGCUGGAGUUGUUCUUGAUCUCAAAACAUACAAGCCCUUUAAAACUAGUUAUUGAGAUUAAUUUGGGGCAAAGAAUGUAUUCCCUAGUAA